UCAAAUUCAAUUAGUCACAUGACGUGAGAUGUCCCUUCUCCUUGUAACAAAAUUGUGCACGAAAUACGAAUCUUUAAAAAAUACAAAUAGUUUUAUAGCGAUUAGGAGAUCUCGUAGGUUUAUAUAUAAUUAAAAAAUACCAAUUAGCCGUAUUUUAUUGCCCUGGUUGACAUAAAAUUACUAUGUUGAGUGGAAAUUGUAAAUGGUAUUGCAACAGAAUAAUAAGUUAUUACAAGGCUGAUAGAACAAUAAAUAACUGCUGAAGAUGCCUUCUCAUUCUCAAGAGGAAGAGGAUAAGCCUUGCAGAGCGUGUUCGGACUUCAAAAGUUGGGCAAAACUGCAGAACAAAACCAAAAUGACCGCUCCAACCAAACCGUAUUCACAACACAAGGAUUGCCCUUUGGACAAGGAUGAGCUGGGGCGCUCGACGUGGGGCUUCUUGCAUUCAAUGGCUUCAUAUUUCCCCGAGAAGCCUACAAAGUCUCAGAGUGCGGAUAUGACAAAGUUCUUUAAUAUUUUUGCACAGUUUUACCCAUGCGAACCUUGUGCAUUGGACUUUCAGGAAGACAUUUCAAAAAACCCACCAAAGACAAAAUCUAAAGAUGAACUAGCAAAAUGGCUGUGCGAGAGACAUAACACUGUGAAUGCUAAACUCAGAAAGCCACAGUUUGACUGCAGUAAAGUGCACGAGAGGUGGCGAGACGGCUGGCUGGACGGCUCCUGUGAUUAAGAUUUACUCUUUUCACAGUAGAAGUAUUACUUACUAAAAUGUUGGCAAUGCAAUUAGUGCUCAACACAUCAAAGGUGCGUAGAUGGAAUGUAUGUUAUAAUUAGUAGACGCCGGCUACUUCAUUCGCAUUAAAUACAGUUUUUCACAAAUCCCAUGUGGAACCAUGGAUUUUUCCUGGAUAAAAAGCAGCCUAUAUGUCACACAAUAACAAUCUUCCAAUGACAAUCCCAUUAAAAUUGGUUAAGCCUUUCUAGAGAUUAACCCAGACAAACAGACAAAAUUUUUAAAAAUGUUCAUUUGUGUUUUAGUAAAGGGUAAAUACUUAUAAGCACUUGAUAAAACACAGUUAUUUUGAAUAGACUUCCAAUUUUAAAUUAAAUUUUACUAACUUCCAAUUUUACUGUACAUUUUAUUCUCAUUGCAAAUAUUACACCACCAUUUAAAUAAUAACUUGCCAGUUAAAUGUGAGGUAAAGAGCAAUGAAAAGGCUUGAGUUUGUCAAGCCUAUUUAUUGGUCUUAACGGAUUCUAAAUGUUCAAUCUUACCUCAUAAUAUGUAUUGUUUCUUCAACCUUUUAUUGUAUUGAUUUAGAUACAACAACAGGUAAACUCAGUCUACACAAAAACUUGUUUUACAUUCUUGAUAAGAUAUAAAUUCGAAAUCUAUGUUAUUCUUAAUGUUACAUUGAGGUAAAAUUAUCUUACCACUAGAAAGCUGCGUUAUUUCUGAGUGUCAUAGGCUAUAUAUUUUAUCCCAGUUUUCUCAUGAGAACAGGAACUAUAUUAUAAUGGUGAAACUAACUAAUUAUAGAUAUUUAGGUAAUAUUUUUACUGUGAAUUUGAUAACUUAUACACUUAUAGAGUAUUUUGUAAGAUAAUAUGUAAAUACUGUUUUACUACAUGCUGCAAUGAACAGUGUUAUUACAUUUUUAUUUUUUAUAUUGGUUCCUAAAUAUUAGUUGCAAUUCUGUAAAUAGAAAAUAUGUACUUAUUUCAAUCUAAACUCUUUACUUUCUACUUUCAUAUUAUUUAUGAAGAUAGAAUUGGUACAUUUAUUUAAUUGGUUACUGAUUGGUAUGGUACAUUUAUUUAUAACUUGUUCUACAACUGCCAACCAAAUCAGAGAACAAUUAUUUAUGAAAGACAGAUUGUUAUAAUGAAAAUUUUAUAAAGACAUAUAUUACUAGAAAUUGUAAAUUGUGUUAGUAGUUUUUGUACAAAUUGCAUUGGAAUAAUCUAAUUAAUGAGACUUGUGAUUGUAAUAAAGUAAAAUAAAGGUUGUUAUAAAUAGUUA
This is a messenger RNA of Bicyclus anynana (squinting bush brown), 2023 nucleotides long. It is a transcript of the gene Alr, whose product is annotated as FAD-linked sulfhydryl oxidase ALR. The coding region runs from base 266 to 730 and encodes 154 amino acids. The transcript is spliced from 3 exons. Gene Ontology annotation, cellular component: mitochondrion. Gene Ontology annotation, molecular function: flavin adenine dinucleotide binding; flavin-dependent sulfhydryl oxidase activity. NCBI's taxonomy places the organism in Eukaryota, Metazoa, Arthropoda, Insecta, Lepidoptera, Nymphalidae. The record is from RefSeq and is a predicted model, not a curated record.